AUGCAUGUGGGCCGGCGAUGCAGACUGUUUGCGAAGCAAUGCGGAGCAAGGUUCUCCACGCUGGAAGAAGGCCAGCGCAGAGCGAAGACCCUCCAGGCAGUGGAGCGCAGAGCAGCGAAGAUCCACUACCGAGAGGAGCUGAAGAAGGCCAUAUUUGAUGAGACAGCCUUGGAGCGGUCUCGAGAAGCAUCAUUGCGAUAUCACAUAUUUCGCACUGAGCGGCCGCUCAGCCAGGUAGAGAAGCGGCGAGGGCAAAAAGCCCUUCGUCCCUUUGGGUUUUUGCCGAGGCUGCGGCCAGCUGAUUUGCUGCAGCUGGUUGAGGGCCCCGCGCAAGCGCACUCUAGCAACCCCUUGCUUUGGGGAGAGCUGGAGAAGCUCUUUUUGGUGCAUGGCAAAGUGCUGUCGAUCGGCGAACUGGCACGAGUUUUGUAUGCCUUCGCCAUGAGGCAUCGCCAGCAUACGGCACCUCUUCCCCUGCGCUUGCUUCGCUUGGCCUCACGGCGCAUUCAAGAAGAGGUCUUCUUGUGCUCCACUACCGAGCUCGCAGAUGCCUUGGAGGCAUUCGGCACCUUUUCGGUACGUGAGCUGAAGCUCCUGGAGAAGGUCUCCAACGCUCUUCCCGCCAUUUGCGAGGAGGGCCAGCCGAUGCUUGGCCAAAGCGCAGCCAGGCUUGGCUCGGGGCUGGCGCAGUUGAGGUGGCCGGACCCCACGGCUCUGCAGCUGUUGACGGACUUCGCGGUCAACGCCUUGAAGCCGAAGGAGAGGGAGGUGGCGCCAAGGAAGCAGAGAAAUCUCUUCCAGAUACCUCGCUUUGAGCCGGAGGAGCAUGAUCCGCAGUUGACGAAGGUCCACAUUGUCCGGAUUUGUGAGUCAUUUGCUGCGUUGGAGGUUCGCUCAGAGCCAUUGAUUCGCGCUGUUCUCGUGGAUUUCUGCAGAGGCAAGGUGAAAUCUGGAGAGAAGCCGUGGGACCGUGAGUUGCUGGGGCGCCUCGGCUCGAGCCUGGGCAGGCUAGGCGUGACACAUGCGGAGAUCACCUCCCGCUGGCUGCGAGCAGUCCGAGCAGAGGAUCGGCAAGAUUGUCAGCCAAAGGCACCUGGUUGGCUAUUGGAGGUUGCAACGACUGCCAAUCUCCUUGGCGCCUUUCACAGGGAGUUCCAGCUUCGCGUUGGGCGCCGACUCCGGGUUUCUUUGCGCUUAGGUCCGCCUGACACUUUGCCGAUGCCGUCACUUUUAGUUCCGGCGGCGGGCGACGUCGCGCCUUCCAACCAGCUCGUGACGGGCUUGCCGUCCGUGUCUUCUGCCGUGAGACAACCUCCAGCAGAGCACUUGAAAGUUGCUUUGAGGUGUCUGGAAGUUCUCUCUUGCAUGGACGAUGCUGACUGCCUACCAGUGUUUCAGGCAGCCCUGCGGCAUGUGGAAGGGCUGGCUGCAGGUGAUGAAUCGCCAGUGCUCCUUCCAUUGCUUUCCAUGAGUUUCAGACUGCCGAAGGAUGACCAGCUAUAUGUGGCAAACAAAGUCUUUUCCAAGCUGGACAUUCAACCUGCGAAGAGCUUCAGCAAUGCGGAGCUCUUGGAAGCUCAUCGCUGCAGCGCGCGGCUGCGCUUUGAGGGGGCUGAAGAGCCACAAGCGGGAGGUAUGGGGCACUUCGAGCAAAGAUGUCCGUCUUUGGCUAAAGUUUUGUGGCAGAGGCUGCGAGGGAUCUUGGUGGUUUCAGGCGAGCAGCUAGAGGAUGCAAAGCUUCGCCAGCUAGCAAGCUUCGCCAGCGUGGCGGAGGUGCUGCGCUCGUCGGAACGGGUGGCAGUCACAGGGGAGGAGGCGAACUUGGCUGUAUCUUGCAGCCGCACCUUGCGGGUCAAGCUGGCAUCUGAGCCCACACUCAGCUUAGGCACAGCCGUUUCGAUGGCAGAAUGGUUCGCCUCCACUCCGGUGCCAGCGGGCUCGGAGGUUCUGUGCCGGCAGCUGUCCGCAAAGGUCAAGUUGAUGGAGGCCUCGAGUCUCAGGCGCACCAUUGCAGCCUCCCUCACUGCUUCUUUCGGGACAUCGCCAGCUUCUUGGCUUCGGGUGCUGCACGUGUCGUCCAAAGAUCUUCGAAGGAAAAUCUAUUUGCAGCCAGCAGAUUGGGUGAUGCGCCUAGCGGUUCUUUUUCUACAGGCUCUUGCAAGAGGACAAAGAUUCGCUUCUUGCAGGCCAAAGUUGCCGGAGCUGAGAAGGACCCAGCGCAUCAAGCACGGCCAGCGUGUCCAGCGCAUGCAUAGCGUGCAGCGCGUCAAGCAUAUCGCUCGAGUCGGUGCCGCGGCAAUGGUUCGGAGGCUUCUGAAACCAGGGAUGCUGUCUCAGGUGUCAAUUCUUGCACUGGAGGAAAGCCUGGGCAUCACCCAGAGCAUGAGAAGGCGGCCCAGACACGAGGUCUCCAAAUUGGCGCCCUUCAUCCUGCUGGACGGCCACCCCUCGUAUGACUUCAGCUUUGCAGCUGGCCUUGCCGGUGGAGCAACAAGGCGCAGCCCCUCGACUCUUGCUGUUCGUCAAGCAUCGGAGGCGAUCAAUGUGCUGCCGCCUGCCACUCUGCCCCCGGAGCCAAGUGUUGGCAAAGUUGAGUACAAGCUCAGGCUAAGUGCCGAAGAAGGUACAAAGCGCUUUGAGGAGCUAGUGACGCAGCUGAACUGGCGAAUGCGGGAGUGUUCCUCCGAGGAGGAAUGCGCCGAAUUCGAAGAUCUCUCACAGUAUAGAGAUGCGGUCUACCGGCUUGGUGUUGCUGAUGACGGUCAAGUGGUGGGUCUCAGCGAUGCAGAGCUGGCAGAAUCAUUGUCGGUGCUGACAGCCAUGGCAGGCCGCAUUCCGGCCACGGUGACAGUGAUCAGCCAGAAGCGAGGCAUUUCGCCUGGCAACAAGACUGCCAUCACUGCACUGGUUCGUGCCUGCCGUUCAGCCUUUGGGGGAGAUGAGGUGAGAAUAUGCACAGUUGGCAAUGUGGACUCUGGCAAGUCGACCCUGCUCGGCUUGCUCACGCAAGGGAUGCAAGAUGAUGGACGGGGCCGAGCCCGCGCGUCUGUCUUUCGGCACCGCCAUGAGCUUGAAUCAGGCCGAACCUCCUGCAUUGCGACCUUGACUCUGGGUUUUGAUGAGAUUGGUCAGGUUGUAAACUACCAGGAGGACGAACUGGGCCUUUUUCGAAGUCACGAAGCUCAUCAUAAUGCUGGCCGAAUGGAGGCACAAGCCAGGAUAGCCGAGAGGGCAUCAAAGCUGAUCUCAUUUUUCGACUUGUGUGGCCAUGAGCGGUAUUUCAAGACUACUUUGCAGGGGAUGGUAGGCUUGAACCCAGACUAUUUGCUUUGUACCGUUGACGCCAAUCGGGGCGAAAUGCGUGGAAUGGUGCAUGAGCAUCUCAUCGUCGCCAACGCCCUCGCUGUCCCUACCAUGAUUUGCCUGACCAAGUGCGACGUUGCUUCAGCGGAGAACCUUGGGUCCGCCACACGCGACGUGAAGCGAUUUGUGAAGCAGCUGGGAUCGCCCACAUUUGUCGUCAAGGACAGAAACGACGUGAUUUUGGCCGCUGAGCGCAUCCUCCAGGGUUACACUCCGAUUUUCCACUGCUCCGCAGUGACUGGGGCGAUGAUCCCCGAGCUGAAGCUUCUGCUGAACGUGCUGUCGCGGCGGGGCUUCAGUCGACCGCACACCGACCCCGAGUUGCAGAUCCAGAUCGACGAGGUUUUUCCCCAGGUCCCCGGCGUCGGCUUGGUCGUGGCGGGACGCGUUUUGCACGGGACCGCCCAGCCGGGGCAGGCCAUCCGCAUGGGCCCGGUGGUUGACUCUUCGGGGGAUCUUGUGAAGGAUGGCUUUGUCAACCUCCGACUGUCCUCCAUCCGAGUGCAGGGUCAUUCAGUGGAGCAGCUGCGAUCUGGCUCAAGCGGAACCUUUGCACUCAAGGCAUCUGGAAAGGCGAAGGACGCCUUGACUCCAAGAGUGCUGAGGAGGUCCAAGUUUCUGGUGGGUGCCAAAUCUGUGUUGACUCCGUUCAGGUGGCUCAAAGCCAGCGUCACCGUUCUGCAGCAUCCGAGUUCAAUAAGGGCUCGCUACGAGCCCGUGUUGCAUAUUGGCAUGGUUCGUCAAACUGCAAGAGUCGUCGAGAUGAAUGCCGAUGGCAAGCCGGUUUCCCUCCUGAGGGCUGGUGAUUCGGCGGAGGUGCUUUUUCGCUGGGCUCAUUGGCCCGAGAUCGUUGAGCCUGGCUGCGCCCUGGUGUUUCGUGAGAACUCGGUCAAAGGCAUCGGGACGGUCACCUGGGUGGGCGAGUUGGAGCCACAAGAACCGCCCAGAGGAAACAGGCUGAGAACCUCCAAGAAGAGCAAGCCCGCAGCUGAGGCCAAGGACAAGAAAGCCAGAAAAGGCAUCGCUCGGGAAAGAGGACGAAAGUCGAAGCGCUCGAAGCGCUAA
Molecule: messenger RNA, 4428 nt
Organism: Effrenium voratum
Lineage: Eukaryota; Dinophyceae; Suessiales; Symbiodiniaceae
Source: the annotation of a GenBank genome assembly